Messenger RNA from Closterium sp. Naga37s-1, 810 nucleotides. NCBI's taxonomy places the organism in Eukaryota, Viridiplantae, Streptophyta, Zygnematophyceae, Desmidiales, Closteriaceae. The record is from the annotation of a GenBank genome assembly.
AUGUGCCCUACUGUACAGGAGGCACUCGCUGCUAGUGAUGCUGCUGAAGAGGUACAUGAGCUGCAAAUGAUAGACGCUGUCGUGCGCGCCUUCGCUGACCACAUCGGCCGCAGCAGCGUGGACUACCAAAAGUUUCAAGAGAUGCAGCGGAUCUACUGCCAGACAAAUCUGGAGGCGCAGGGGAUUAGCGAUACCCGAUGGCUCGCCCGUGGUGAAGCGAUACAGCGCCUGCUCGAUGUGCUCCCUGCGGCCAUAGUGGUGCUGAAGGACUACAAGGCGGAACUGUACGAGGUGGUUACCUCGUUCAAGUUCCACUGGCUCAUCCGCUUUCUUGCGGAUGUGCUUUGGGAACUUAACUGCCUCAACCAGUGUUUCCAGCAGCGCCAGGUGGACGUUACCCUUGUUGCGCACAUCGUGCAGCAGACAAGGAUGCGUCUGAAGACGCGGUAUUCCCUCCGCGACCCUGCCCACAGUUUCGGCAGCGGGGACAAGAUGCAGCUGCCAGAAUUCAUUCAGAGGCACCAGGCGAAAGAUAAGCACGAGAUGAAGGCGGAGGGCGUAGACGCGGAUGGGAAUCCCGUCUCCUUUAAAUUCACGCUGCACGAGCGGCCUCUCCCAGGACAUGAAACGGAUGGCGAUGUCACGGCGUGCGUCGAGCUGUCGAUCAAGUAUGUGCGCGCCAUUGACGCCGAGCUGGAGUGGCGGAUGAGCGACCUGCAGCUGCUGGAAGGUGUUAAGAGAGUACUUGGAGCCAUGGCUAGAGAGGAUGGUUCAAGUGAUAGACUAACAAGAAUGUCGAGAUACAAAUGA